UUGUCAGCCACUCUUGCGCGCAUCCAUGAUUUCAAAAGAUUACUUGUAGUUACGUUCACUUUGUUAUGUCAAUUUAAGCCGUGUCAAAUUCAUCGCGCGCAGUUUCCUCCCAUUUUUUCGGAACCUUUGAAAGUGUUGGGUGUUUCUGCAUACUAUGGAUUUGUGACAUCUAGCUGCUCACAAGAUGGCAUGUGGGCAGGGAGCUAUGCGACCGAACCCGGAUUUCCUUUUUCAUCCUGUACGUGCGGUGAACGUUACGCUCGGAGCCGAAUCGGUUCCUGCCGAGUGCGUGAACCUGGUUGCAGCGUCCUCGAGGUUUGGAUUGAUAUUUGCAGCAUUUGAUCAGGGUGUGAAGAUCUGCACUCUUGAAGAUAUUCAAAACUGCGAUGAGGAGGAAGGACCCAGAAGCAAAGGACCCGCUGAGAAUUGCCCCUUUCGUCUGUUACCAACGACGGGGCCUGUCCUUUUGGUGGCACUUAAUGCUGAUGACACUACACUGGCUGUUGGAUUGUUGCGGGAUGGCAUUCCUGUUGCUGACAUGUAUGAUGUUCGAGGCUUUGCAGGCCAGGCACUAGAGACUAGACCUAUAGCGACAGUACGGCUGAGUGCAGAGCCUGGUGUGACCUUGCAAGACUUUGCAUGGAACCCAGUAGUGUGCGAAAUGUUUGCUGUCUGCCUUGGCAAUGGCUCUGUGUCCAUCUAUGAGCUUUCUAGGGAAUCUCUCAAGAUUCUUGGCAACAUUCCAAGUUCUGCAGGGGGCACUGCUUUGUGCUGGAGCCCCAAAGGAAAGCAGCUCGUGGUGGGAAAGAAGGAUGGCAGCCUAACACAAUAUAAGCCAGACAUGCAAGAGGCCAAGAGCAUUGCACCUCCUUCGCUCUCCAAGAACAGCGUCUUAGUUUUAAGUGUGUGUUGGUUGGCCCCUACUGUUUUUGCUGUUGUUUAUGCCCCGGCAAACCAAGUAGCAGAUUCCCACGCAAACCUUGUGAUUGUGACCUUUACGAAAACAUCUCCUGUUACUUAUACUGAUUUUGGAGAACCAUGCCUGCAGACUGGGGAGCAUCCGAAGGAACGCUUUUGGCUUUACCAUCAGCCAGAUUGGGGCAUCCUCAUGUGCAUGUCCAGAAACUCUGUUGAAACUGCAGUUUUUGGAUGCAAAUCGGCAGACAAGAUGCAAUGGGAGCUCUGGGAGCUGGAUAGCCAUGGGAGAGCCGAGGUGCCACUGAAGAAUAAAGAGGAGACAUUCCCUCUGGGAAUAGCAGUGUCUUACAAUGCCCAGCGCAACAUCACAACCAAGACAGAGUCAUGGCCUCCAAUGCCCGUCUUUAUGGUACUGUCAACUUGUGGACGCCUUUCUCCAUUCCACAUGAAGAACUUGGCACAAGGAGUACCUUCUCUUGUGCGACCCCCUGAGCCUCUUCUGCCAAAUGGACAGCGGAAGCCCAUGAGCAACCCUCCGCAGCCACAAAUGCAACAGGCACCACAACAGCUGGCUCCAACCACGUCAACUGGAUUCUUGCCUGUCGGGCAUGCCGCUCCCUCUCCAGCAGCAGUUUCAGCUGCUAGCCAUAUUAGAAUACCAUCCGUAGGAUCUGGUACUGCUCCUCAGCUUACAACCACAGGAGCUGCAGGAUUUCCCCCUUUCUCCAGUCAGCCAUUUUCCACAGCUACUUCAUUCAUACCUGUAGCCUCAUCUUGUGCAGCAGCUGCAGUUGCCUCUGGCAACACUGCUGCACCUACAUCACUGUUCUCUACAACGACACCAACGAUAGCAUCUUCUCUGCAACAACAACAUCUUUCGUCUGCAACGACAGCAUCUUCCAGUGGGGGUAGUGUGUUUUCAUUUGGUGCUAGUGGAGGAGGGAAUGCUUCCUCUUUUGCUCCAGCCUCUGUGCCCCCAGCGGCAAAGUCAACAUCUUUGACUGCGUCCACAACUUCUAGCCAAGGGCUGUUUUCGGUGCCGGUGCCCUCAUUUUCAUGUGUUACGACUUCCACGCCACCAGCUAUAGGCUCCAUACCAUCAGCAGCAUUUACAGUGCCAAGUGCAGCUCUUACAAAAGCUGCUACAGUUUUUAGUGUUUCAUCUGCUCUUUCAUCAACCCCAACUGGCUCCAUCCUUUCAAAGGCAGCAGGAAAAGACGCUAUAGUUUCCCAGGGGUCGUCAGCUCCAGUGCCAGUAGUUUCUCAACAUACGUCAGUGGCUGCACCAACGACUUCAGCACAGGAAACAGCAGGUCCUUCUCGGCAGUUGAAGACCUCCUCUCCUUCAGCUGAGGCAGCUUCAGAAAAGCCUUACAAAUUGGAGCCAUCUAAGGACGCUGUCCUCGCAGCCAUGAAGGAGGAGAUAAAAGAGUUUGGGAAGGAAGUGAAGGCUUUGAAAGAAAAAUCGCUGAGCACGGACAUUAAGCCAGCCGGCAGUGAUGCCAACCUAAUGAAAAUCAAGAAACUAGGCACUGCGUUGGAUGGCACUGCUGAAUGCUUGAAGAAGGACAUGAAGAAGACUCAUUCAGAUGUGCAUGGUUUACGUAACCUGAUGUUUGAGACCUUUGCACUGCUGGAGGAGGCUCGCACAAGGUACAUGAGGAACAGGGACCCCCAGUUUGUAGGACUUCUUCGUGAUCGAAGCUUGGACCCUAUCUCGGCCAGCCAAUUGUCAAAGGCCCGGCGCCUGAAACGCUACGUUAAGGUGCAGCUGCAAGAAGUGCAUACACGCCUUGAUCUAGAUUGGGAAGAGCAGGUUGCCCGCCACAAAAACAUUAGGGAUAAGGCUGAGCUUUCAUCAGCUGAGGCCAUCUACUGGGCUUUGCGCGACUGUCGCAAUACUGCUGAGCUACUCUGCAAAACUGUCAAUUCUUUGGAAACACGAUUGAAAAAGGCCCAGGCGGAAAGCAAGCAGAAGAAGUUGUUGCGAAGACCACGCUGGAAUGAGCCUCGGGACGUGACCAGGGGAGAGGAAGUAGCUGCAUUGGCAGAUUGCCUUUUGUCAACCAGCCUUUCACGUACUCCUAGUGAAGCCAGUGGCAAGGCACGUGCUAAGCCACGCAGGGCUGCCCUUAGCGCUGAGAAGAGGUCAGCUCUGGCAGAAUAUUUUGGACACAGGGAUGUGUCUGUGAUUGAGCCUCGAGUGAUUGACGAGCACUCAGAGUCACGCCUGCUUUCCAAGUUGGGACUGGUUCUUCAAGAGUCUGUUGGAAGCGAUCAAACAAAGAAAAAUGAGCAGGCAGCCCAACCUUCUAAAGCAACAUCAGAUCAGCAGCGUGGGUCAUUCUUGACACCCUCAACUCCUGCAAAGUCGACCACAUCAGUAGAGACUAGGGAUGCCAUAUUGACACCAACAUCAUUCGGACUCUCAGAAGGGGCCACACAGUCAUUUCGUACAUCAAAACCUCUUCCGCUGACAAAGGUGAUUGAGGUAUCAGUGCAACCCAGCAGCAGCGAUUCAGACCACAAGGGUUCGGCAGCACUUGCCGCCGUGCGUCUUCGAGACCACAGUGACCUAACCAUCACACCGCUGACUAUGGCACCACCAGAGAUCUCGUCUGCAGCUGUUACGACUGUUGUGACAAAGCCACUUCCAACUCGCUCUGAGGCCAUAGUCACCUCCAAAGAGGCGGGUUCGCUGUCUUCUUUCACAGCACCUAUGACACAGCCAGAAUUCAAGUUCAAGUUUGUUGGGCAAGGUUCAUCAGGUGCAACGGCAGUUUCUUCAGCUUUCUCUUCUGGGUCUACAAGUAGCACAGCUAAUGUGUCUGGUGCUCCAGCCCAGGCUUCCAUCUUCAGCUCAGCCAAGCCCAGUGUGACACCACAAGUGACAGCAGCAUCAACUGGCUUCAAGUUAGGGGACUUGCACACGUCCAAGCCUGGUUUCGUGGCUGUCAAGCCAUCUUCGAGCCCAACUUUUAUGCCUGUUUCACAGGCGUCUGCCCUCCAAUCUGCAGCUGUCACUGAAGAGAGGGCUUCAAGUGAUGGGGAACCAAAAGGAAAUGCGGAGCCACUGUACGAAGAUGUGACACCUCCUUUGUCUCUUACGCCAGAACAGGAAAGUGAAGCUGUAGUUUCUACUACGCACAUCCCCACCUCCAGUGCAGUGUCAUCACUCCCAUCUGCAGUGUCGACAGCAGGGCAAGCACCAGCGCAAACAUCAUUCUUCUCCUUUGCAAAAAGCACAACGGCAGCACCUGGAUACGGUGGCUUUGGUGUGGUCACCUCUGGGCCACUUUUUAAGCGCGGAUUCGACCAGCAAGAGGCAACACCUGAGAAGUCACUCUUCGGCAAUACGGGUUCGACGUCAGUGUCUACUGCAGCAGCUUUCAACUUUACCCUGUCAUCUGCCAACGACAAGCCCACAACUGGUACAUCGACAACUGGUAGUGUCCCUGCACCACUUCAAGCCAAGUUUGGUGGCUUUCAGAUAGUGCACCCUCAAUCUGGUGCAGCACUGCCUUCUAAAGACGAUUCCGUAAAAGAUGCUGCAAUGCCUCAGCUGUCGUGCCUUCCAUUUGGGUCAUCUGCCUUCACACAGUCUGCGGCUGGCAGUGCUGGCAUCUCUGGGACCCAGGUGACUGCUUCCACGUCACCAUUUCAGCCCAUUUCAUCCGUAGCAAGUCAGCCGGAAAGUCUCAACCUGACAGCCGCUGCUACUUCUGCUGUUGCAUCAGAGGCCCAAGCGCUUCCAAAGGCGGCGUCUAGUGGAUCAAGCCAGACAGAGGCUGUUUCUUCUAUGGCUGUAACAUCUGUGUCAGGAACGCCCAGUAUUGCAUCUUCUGCUCCACCUGUAUCUACAUCCAGUCAGGCUUCAUCACCAACAGCAACUGGGCCAAGUAUGCAAGCUAAUGUUGCAGCUCAAGUUGUUUCUACUAUGCCAGGCCCACUUCAAUCCCCAUCUGUACCAAAUGAACCAGGAGCAGCAGCAUCUGUUGCUCGCACUGAAGCUGUGUUUGGGCAAGGGUCUUCGCCAAUAGUUAUAGUGGUACCUGUGGCAAAAACAACUGGUACUACAUUUUUUGGCCAGCCAGCUACAUCUACACCUGCAUCGACAUCGGCUGCAACUUCUUUUGCACUAAGUUCUGCUACCGCACCAUUUGCAAGCCCAGUUUUUGGCAGCCAGCUUGCUACAACUUCAAGCGAAUCGCCUGCACCACAGACGGGAACAACUGCAGUUACCACUCCUGCAUUCAGUCAGGCUCCCACAACGACCACUGCAGCUUCACCUGCCCUUGCUCCACAGGCCUUCAAGAUGCCACUGGGAACAGUGACAUCAUCAGCUGCUCCACUGUCUUUUGGAGCGCAGCAAACAGUUGCCACUACCACUACCGCAUCAGUGCCAUUAACAUUUGGCAAGGCAGCUGCAACCACAACAACAGCACCAGUGUCGGCAUCAUCUUUGUUUGGACAGUCGACUGCUGGUGCUGGUGCAAAUGCGUCAACAAUUUUUGGAGCCACGACAACAUCAGCUGCAUCUGCAACUAGCACACCUUCCAUUUUUGGGGGUACAACGUUCACUUCGUCUACAACACCAGCUACCACAUCAUCAUUCUGGAAGCCAGUGGCAUCUGCUGCCCCCAUGUUUGCACAGGCUUCGACGGGACAAUCAGUCUUUGGACAGGCGGCAACAACAGCAGCCUCUCCUUUUGGUCAGCAAGUGGGGACAACACCAAGUUUUGGCCAUACAGGGGGAUUUGGCUUUGGCCUGACAGGAGCAGCGUCAACUGCUGCAAGCACUUCUCCAUUUGGCCAGAUGGUCCCAACAACCGCUACGGGAGGCACGAGCUCCUCCUUGUUUGGACAGAAGUCUUCGUUCGUCUCAGGUUCUGGACAAACACCAUCUCUGUUUGGUCAAAGCCUCUUUGGCCAGUCCAGCGCUCCAGCAUUUGGCCAGCCACAGGCUGCGAGCACAUUUGGUCAGCAGUCGCAAGAACAGAAACAGCAAGGAAGUAGCUCCACUCUAUUUGCCGUAGGUGGCUCUGGUUUCCUCUCUGGCCUUGGAACAAAGCCGGCAGCAGAUGCUUCUAGCAAGAAUGUGUUUGGUGGCCCAUCAUCCUUCACUUCUGCUGGCCAAACCGCAAACCUUUUUGGAAAUCGAGGUGCAACCACUUUUAAGUCCUCCACCUUUGGAAGUUCUAUUGGCAGUAGUGCCUUCUCAGGGGGUGGCAGCUUUAGCAUGGGUGGUGGAAGCGUCGCGCAGUCUGGCUUUGGAGGAUUCCAAGUGCAACAGCAGCAGCAGACUCCACAAACGCCGCCAAGGACAGCCGCCUUUGGAGGCCCGCCAGCAUUUGGCGGCAGCCCUACAUUUGGUGGACCUCCGCAGUUUGGUGGAUCGCCGACAUUUGGUGGCAGCCCGUCAUUUGGUGGUGCAGCCACAUUUGGAGCUGCAUCUGCACCGCAGCCCCAGCAAUCGCCUCCAACACAGCAAUCUGGUUUCAUGAUGUUCGGCAACGUAGAAGGUCCGACUUUUGGAGGCCUAGCUGCGCAGAGCAGCCCUCAACAGCAAGGAAUGAGCUUUGUAGGUGGAUUUGGCACUCCUGGAUUUGGAGGUUCUAAUCCCAGUUUUGGAAAUCAGAGGUUAGUAUUGCAUGUCUUUGGAAAUCAGAGUGGUCAGCCAGCAGAUCCGGCACCAGCUUUUUCACGAUGGCGCAACUGAAGUUUUCAGGAGAUUCGUUGGGUGUGUGUACGUUGACUUGGAACAGUAGUGCUGUGUGUUGUCGAAGCAUCUUACAGCAUGGAAGAAGAAAGAAGCAUUAAUUAUAAGAAUGAUUGGAACUGUCAUACAUAAUGAAUUGAAAUAAUGAAUUGAAAUUUUAAAUAAAAACCGGGCUCAUCACUGUU
Molecule: messenger RNA, 6822 nt
Organism: Rhipicephalus microplus (southern cattle tick)
Lineage: Eukaryota; Metazoa; Arthropoda; Arachnida; Ixodida; Ixodidae
Gene: Nup214
Product: nuclear pore complex protein Nup214
Biological process (GO): protein import into nucleus; RNA export from nucleus
Cellular component (GO): nuclear pore
Molecular function (GO): protein binding; structural constituent of nuclear pore
Source: RefSeq, a predicted model, not a curated record